CGGGUCCGAACCGCAGCUGAUGGGUUCCGACGUGAGGGACCUGAACGCGCUCCUGCCCGCGGUGUCCUCGCUGGGCAGCGGCGGCGGCUGCGGGCUCCCUGUGAGUGGUGCUGCUCAGUGGGCGCCGGUGCUGGACUUCGCGCCUCCGGGUGCUUCGGCUUACGGGUCGCUGGGCGGUCCGGCGCCUCCGCCAGCUCCGCCGCCACCUCCGCCGCCACCCCACUCCUUCAUCAAACAGGAGCCCAGCUGGGGCGGCGCCGAGCCGCACGAGGAGCAAUGCCUGAGCGCCUUCACUUUGCACUUCUCUGGCCAGUUCACCGGUACAGCCGGGGCCUGUCGCUACGGACCCUUCGGUCCUCCUCCGCCCAGCCAGGCGUCCUCCGGCCAGGCCAGGAUGUUCCCAAAUGCGCCCUACCUGCCCAGCUGCCUGGAGAGCCAGCCCACUAUCCGCAACCAAGGAUACAGCACAGUCACUUUCGACGGGGCGCCCAGCUAUGGCCACACGCCCUCGCACCACGCCGCGCAGUUUCCCAACCAUUCCUUCAAACACGAGGACCCCAUGAGCCAGCAGGGCUCUCUGGGCGAGCAGCAAUAUUCGGUGCCGCCCCCGGUGUAUGGCUGCCACACCCCUUCGGACAGCUGCACAGGCAGCCAGGCCCUGCUGCUGAGGACGCCCUACAGCAGUGACAAUUUAUACCAAAUGACCUCCCAGCUUGAAUGCAUGACCUGGAAUCAGAUGAACCUGGGAGCCACCUUGAAGGGCCACGGCACAGGGUACGAGAGUGAGAAUCACACAACCCCCAUCCUCUGUGGUGCCCAGUAUCGAAUACACACCCAUGGAGUCUUCCGAGGCAUUCAGGAUGUGCGACGUGUGUCUGGAGUGGCCCCAACUCUCGUCCGGUCAGCUUCGGAGACCAGUGAGAAACGCCCUUUCAUGUGUGCUUACCCAGGCUGCAACAAGAGAUAUUUUAAGCUGUCCCACUUACAGAUGCACAGCCGCAAGCACACUGGUGAGAAACCAUACCAGUGUGACUUCAAGGAUUGUGAGAGAAGGUUUUCUCGCUCUGACCAGCUCAAAAGACACCAAAGGAGACACACAGGUGUGAAACCAUUCCAGUGUAAAACUUGUCAGCGCAAGUUUUCCCGGUCCGACCACCUGAAGACGCACACCAGGACUCAUACAGGUAAAACAAGUGAAAAGCCCUUCAGCUGUCGGUGGCACAGUUGUCAGAAAAAGUUCGCGCGGUCAGACGAAUUAGUCCGCCAUCACAACAUGCACCAGAGAAACAUGACCAAACUCCAGCUGGCGCUUUGAGGGGUCCGACCGGGGGACAGCUCGGCAUCCCAGGCAGGACAGUGUGCAAACUGCUUCCAAACCCGAUUUCGAAAUUCCUCCCCACUCAUCUACAGAGUGAUUUGACGGUGGGUCGUCAUCCAACUUCCAAGACUGCACAUGUGUUUGGCCACACCCUAUCAGGUCUGCUGGGAGGAGUCUGUGCUCCACCUCCUUUUGGCUAACUCACAGGCCUGAAAAGUGGCUCGAGAUGUCUUGCUGGUUGAAAGAGCAUUGCCGUUUCAGCCGAACUUUCCACUGUUAGAAGAUACAUUGUUGCUAAUGUCCCCCUACCUCCCUCGUCUCCUUCAAUUGUUCCAUUUUCCAUCAGGGGAUAUUUAUAGGCCAGGGCAUGGUGUGUGUGUCUGCUAAUGUAAACUUUGUCAUGGUUCCCAUUUACUAACAGCCCUAGAAAGAAAUAAAUCAGAGAGCAAAGCACCAGGGGCGAGUCCCGCCCAGAAUUUCAGAGGUCAGGCUGCAAACCCGGAAUCCUGGAAGGCAGGAAUUCUUGUAAAGCUCAUAGGUUUUAGGAUUAGAAUUAACCGGAACCUCUGCAUAGAAACCUGAAGGAACCUUCCUGUUCAGCUAGUCAUUGCUAACAUUAGCACCGUGCUCUUAAGAAAUAAUGUUUAAAGAGCAGAGAUUUUAAAAAAUGUUUUGAUUUAUUUUUUAGCUGUAAUUAGGUACAUCUUCAGAGAUGUACUUUCCUUUUCAUGCAAAGGAAAUGGAAGAAUUCAUUUUCAUCAUCUGGGGUCUCUUUAGAAUGUAAAGACCACACUGGCUAUGUGGCUUCGAGUUGUAAAAAUUAAAAUGACUUUAAGAGAAACUAGGGGCUGGUCCAGGAUCUUCACUGGUAAGACUGUUCUUAAGUAACUUAAGUAUCUUUGACUCUGAAAGUAUGUGGGGGAAACAAAAAGAUAUAUUAUUGUGAGGAAAUCCAUUGUUUAAAGGUGUGUGUGUGUGUUGUUGUUGUUUUUUAAAGGGAGGGAGUUUAUUAUUUACUGUUGCUUGAAAUACUGUGUAAAUAUAUAUGUAUAUAUGAUGUGCUCUUUGUCAACUAAAAUUAGGAGGUGUAUGGAUAUUAGAUUCAUCACUGUGUAGAUGUCAAUCUUACAGUGUAUUGAUAAUAAUACUAAAAAUGUAACCUGCAUUUUUUUUCACUUGGCUGUCAA
Microtus oregoni (creeping vole) is the source of this 2505-nucleotide messenger RNA. RefSeq names its product WT1 transcription factor (gene Wt1). Gene Ontology annotation, biological process: regulation of transcription by RNA polymerase II. The transcript has 9 exons. The record is from RefSeq and is a predicted model, not a curated record. Gene Ontology annotation, molecular function: DNA-binding transcription factor activity, RNA polymerase II-specific; RNA polymerase II cis-regulatory region sequence-specific DNA binding. NCBI's taxonomy places the organism in Eukaryota, Metazoa, Chordata, Mammalia, Rodentia, Cricetidae. Bases 20 to 1315 code for a protein of 431 amino acids. Gene Ontology annotation, cellular component: nucleus.